UACAACACUCUUUCACAGAGAGCUUUAUCCUCUUCCCAUGGCGUCUUCCGCCUCUCCUCCCUCCUUAUCUCUACUCUCCCUCACUUCAAAACCUCCUCCAUCUCCCUCCGCCGCCUCCACCACCCACCGUCCUCUCCCUUCACUCACAUUCAACUCCCGUUUCGCGCCUCUAACACUAAACCCCCGCCGCGGCCGCCGUUCAAUCAUCGUCAAAGUAGACGACGCGGACGCCGACGGAGGCGGACAAGACGAGUACGACAUGGACGACGAGGAAGUGGAGGAAGUGGACAACAAGAAGGACUACGACGUCGAGUACGACCCCUUGGCCGCAGCGAUGGCGGCUGCAAGCGGAAGUGCUGGUGAUGGAGAUAUAGCUUUCGUGCAGAGCAAGAGCUUCAUAUCGACGCAGGGAUGGGACUCGGAGAUGGUGGUUGAUUAUCGGAUUAACGAAGAGGAGUUUCAUAAGAUAAGUUUGCUCGACUGCGAUUUCUUCAUCAGGAAACCGCCUGAUCCUGAUAACGAUGUUUAUGACUUCAGAGAGAUGUAUGUUACUCCUCCAGAUACGGAUAUUUACUCGAUUCCAAGAGUUCUUGCUCCAAUGCCUCAAAAGUAUAUUCGAUGUGCGAUGAGUGACUAUGGAUGUUACAAUGUCACUGAACCGCCUAUUGAUGCUCCCAGAGACCCACUAUACAAAUCUGAGAGGGAGAUAACCAAGGUUUUCUUGACAAAGCAUUAUCGGAACAGAAGGUUAAACGACCCAGAGUUUGUGCUAGACCUUGAAGAGAUCUAUGUUAUUGACUCCAAGACAAAGUCAAUCACCAGAGCCAGGGUUCUGGUGACAGUUCCUGGAGGGAGAAAAAGGGAUAGGAAGGAUGAUUUGCUCGUGAUACGCGACAAUGGGAACUCUUUUAAAAUCAUACAUGCGGGGGAAAGAGCUGACCCAACAACGGUAAUAGAAAGGGAAGAAUGGACCAAAACUCGAGAAGACAUGGAGAAACAUCUCAGAAAGCUACGAGACUUCAGUGUCUCAAAUUGGUUCUAGGAUAAUCCCGAGAAAAAUCAAGCAAUAAGAAUUCUUCCUGGGAUUGAAAACGAGAGUAGAUGGUGUUAAUCAGUGAUACUGUGGAGAGACCAAAGACGUGUUGUUUCAUGGUCUACAAUGUUGUCUUGCCUCAGGUACUUUACUAGCUAGCAGCAGUGGUGAAUGCAUGCGGUGUAUUGAAUGAUAUGGCCUCUAGCUGCAAUAGUUUUGAUGACUAGAGAAACUAGCUUAUGUCUAUUUUGUUAGUUAACAAUCGUUUUAUUAUUUUCAACUAAGGUGUUUAAUUCAAGUGUUCAGGUGAGGAGAUUGCGUGCUUUAGAACUUAGCCAGCGUGUCGUUUAUUAGGGUACGAAGCUAUUAAAAACGGCAGGUAUUCUGUUAUUCUCACCUUUAUGGUGCGUCAGUAAAAGACAACACGUGUACGUUGUCUUGUUUGAUAGUUUGGUUUUCAUUCACGUGAGAUUGGCAGAGUUAGCCGACAGUGGCUUUCAAUGUCGUGUGGGUGGUUCCCAUCGGCCCAUUCUGUGACCAAACAUUAACUUCUCUA
Messenger RNA from Eruca vesicaria subsp. sativa (arugula), 1589 nucleotides. NCBI's taxonomy places the organism in Eukaryota, Viridiplantae, Streptophyta, Magnoliopsida, Brassicales, Brassicaceae. The record is from the annotation of a GenBank genome assembly.